AUGGAAGGUAAUAGCACGCUUCAUGAGCGUUCCGACAGCAAUGCGAACAUUCCGUCAGGUUGGACGCCUGCGAACGGUAUCGCGGAAAGUGGAGCCGCAACGUCCCCGCCAGAUACAGGUUCAAGCGAGCCACCAGCAAAGAGGAGGAGAGAAGAAAGGGAAAGGACAAGAGAAGAAAACGAGAUGUUCUGGCCGAUGCCCAUGCGCGCUUUGCUUAAGAUCAGGGCUACCAUGCGAGUUCACUGCAUCGUACACAAGAGGCCGUCUGCCAUCGGUCAUUGUGGAUGA
Parastagonospora nodorum SN15 is the source of this 288-nucleotide messenger RNA. RefSeq lists its product as hypothetical. Bases 1 to 288 code for a protein of 95 amino acids. The record is from RefSeq and is a predicted model, not a curated record. The transcript has 2 exons. NCBI's taxonomy places the organism in Eukaryota, Fungi, Ascomycota, Dothideomycetes, Pleosporales, Phaeosphaeriaceae.